This is a messenger RNA of Dermacentor silvarum, 1929 nucleotides long. RefSeq lists its product as uncharacterized. Lineage: Eukaryota; Metazoa; Arthropoda; Arachnida; Ixodida; Ixodidae. The record is from RefSeq and is a predicted model, not a curated record. The transcript has 5 exons. The coding region runs from base 342 to 1250 and encodes 302 amino acids.
GAAUGCGGUCAGCAAUGCGUCGUGGCAUUAGUGUCUCGUGCUUGGCGGCAGUUUCGGCUCUACGACCUCGAGCGGAGCGGCGUACUUGUGCAGUGCGGCAGCGGCAGAGCUGGCGGUAGCGCCACCGUGCCUUAGCGACACCACGUCUGUGCUGUCCGCGAAUGGUGAACGUGUCGCGAGGAAACGCAAAGUACAUUUGUUCCGGUUUCUUCCUUGUCAUGAGCAUUUAUUUUGCUUAAUGUCUUGCACUUAUUGUCACGCAAUGCUUCGAACACGGCUGUGGCUAGAAGCUUUUACGCAACCCGCGGAGGAAUAGGUGUACUGCUUACCAUCACUCCGUCAUGAAGUGCCACCCGUGCGGUCUGUUUCUCCUGGUGCUCUUCUCACUUCGAGGAUCCUGUCUGGCAGUGGUCAUCCGACGGCUGAGCGUACCUCGCUGGGUGCGAAAUGGCACUGAGACACCGGCGGUGCUGGACUGCGAGUACGUGUACAACGAAAAUGACCUCAAGCUGGUGGUCAAGUGGUUUUUUAAUGACGGGCCCGAGCCAGUGUAUCAGUGGAUCCCCGAGAUGAGGGUCCGCGAGGCGUUCGGAGUGCUUCAGGGACGCCUGGACGACACAUUUUCAGUGAACUCACGCGACGCGUAUUCGCAGUACCGUGCCAUCCGCAUUCUGAGGCCAACUUGGGAGCUCAGCGGCAAGUACACGUGCGUCGUCGCCUCGCUCGCGGGCCAGGACGUGCGGCACCAAGAGAUGACAGUCUUCGUUCCGGCAAAGUCGUUUUCGUUCAACUACAGCAAUUCGCUCCAGUCUGCAGACCAGAAUCCGCGACUGCGUUCUCAAGAACCCUCCGUGAGGUUCUUGUGUGCGGCUCGGGGCACGUACCCCAAGCCGGAGCUGAAGCUGUUCCUCAUCAAAGGCGGCCGGCGGAGACCCGUGGGAGAAGCCGGCGUCCGAACCUUUACGAGAGCCACGGCGGAAGGGCUCUUCGAAGUGGUUCUCCACGCCGACAUGGCAGAGAGCCAGCUAUCUUCGCUGGCCGACCUGUUCGAGUGCGUGCUGGAGAUUCCAUACAGCAACUACGCACAGACGCGGAGGUUAAGCCUCGCGCAAGAACUCACCUGGGGAGCUUACGGCAGCAUUGUUGACACGGACCUGUCAGCGCUUAUUUUCCGGAGACGUGGCACGAGAUGGAGCACAGCGCACGAAGGCAUCACUGAUGUUACAAGGAUCUGCGGGCUUCGUAGUUAACAAUAUUGUUAGUAGCAAGCUGUGGUGGUUGGUAAUACAUUGUGAAAUGAGGAGUGGAAUCAACUGCCAAAAAUGAUAAACAAUCGUUUUGUCUAAAUCGGAAAUUUCGAUGACUAAGUGCCAACGCUGCAAGUGACUUGUCUUGCCACGUUCCUCAGUCGACAUCAUCGUCCACUAGAGGUUCCUUCCGUGUGUAUUUUGCCACUUUUACAUAGCUGAAAGAAGCUCUACGCAGUGAAGCUGCAGUGCUCCAUUAAAUGUUCAUAUUAGGACUUUGGAGACAUACCGACACAUUUUAUUUACUUUUUGAUUACCCUAACUCAUCCCGGACUGCAUUGUUGAACACCCUGUAUAUGAAGUGACGGACUUGCACAGUAAAUCAAAUGGAAGCAUCCCUUAGAAAUACGCUUGUUUUGGUGCCUAUAUCCCAACUCUUUUUUUUUUCAUGUGUACAGAAGCCUAAUAUAUGAAGAAUUUAUUUUGCCUUUGGCACCGGAAUCAUUCAAGAGAACAAAACGACUCUGCAAAUCCUCCGUUCGGUGAUUUACCAAUGAUCUAAGUACAGAGAAACCUCGAAAUCAGUAAUAAUACUACUUGGCCCGGUAAGAUUGUAUGCUUGCACAAUUGUGCGCUUGAAGACCGGAACACCACCCUCAUCGCAAUAAAGUAUUACGAAUGA